CCGCCGCCUCCAUGAUAACGCGUGGAAUUUUAAACGCGUUAAAUCCAGCACGCGUGAAACUUUGAGUUUUUUGACCGUUUUUUUUUUUGAACGUUGCUUUUUACCGUUUUUCCAACCUUUUUGACCGUUUGAAUAUUGAUUUUUUUAUAUAAAUACCCACAUUUUCAAUACACUCAAUACAAAAAACCACUCAACAAUUCUCACACUCAAUACAAAAAAUUCAAAAAACUCUCAACUAUUUUACAAGAAAUAUGGAAGGUUCAAGCAAGAGAGGUGGUGGAUCGAAAAAAAGAGGUGGCGGUUCGGGUACGAAGAAAAUAAGGCCCAAGGUUCGAGCGAAUCUUGGUGAGCCCGCUCGAUUUAGGUUGCAAGACGAACCCGACCAAGUCCCACCCUUUCAAACCCAACAAUACCCGCCCUUUCAAACCCAACAAUAUCCACCCUUUCAAUCGCAAACGUACCAUAACCAACCGUUCGUUCCACCGUUUCAACCUCACCAAUUUCAAUCGCAAACGUAUCAAACCCAACCCCACACACUCGACCCUCUACUAGAAGACAACACCCUCAUUUCUCAUUUUGCAAAAGCGUGGAAUGGACCACGUGAACCACAACCAAUUCUUGACGAGGACGAGGAAGAGGAAGAGGAAGAAGAAGCGGAGGAAGAGGAAGAGGAAGAGGAAGAAGAACAAAAUGUUGAGGUUCAAGAAAUCGUUCCAAUCGGCCGACAACCUUGGACGAGCGAGGAGGAGGUCUCGUUGACGAAGGCGUAUUUGCACAUCUCGGAAAGUAGGAAACACGGGAACGAGCAACGAAAGGAAGCGUUUUGGAGACGGGUUAUUAAUCAUUUUAUGAAACUUCCCGGUGCAAGGGUCCGAAACAUGGACAAAAUGACGUCGAAGUGGUCGGAUUUGAACCGAAAAAUGAGCCAGUUCAACGCUUGUUUCAUUCAAAAGAGCCGAAACCCACAAAGUGGAGCGAGCGAGGCGACGAUCAUGCAACAAGCCACCGAAAUGUAUUGCACAACGUACCAUAAGAGAACUUUUCCACACGUUGCGGCAUGGCAAGUUGCGAGACAUCACCCGAAGUGGGUCCCCGUUGAGUUGGUUGACACGCAUGGUCCUACGGCUCCAAAAAAUCGAGGCGGUUCGAAAAGAACAAAGACAUCCGAUUCGGGGAACUACACGACUUCCGCGUCGGAUAACUUGCCCCAAAUGAACUUAAACGACGAGCCUCUAGACGAACCCGAUCAACCCCUUGACGAGCCCGUUGAGGAAGAUACACCCACAAGGCCACGACGCAGACGAGGUGGUGAUUCGUCAAGCAAAGGGAAGGAGGCGGUGGCGGAGUCGAUCUUUAGAAUCGAAGAGGAGAAAAUGACCCAAUACAAGAUGGCCGAACAAAGAAAAGAAACAAUGAUGACCCUAAAAGUUGAACGGGAGCAGGCGUACAAGGAACACUUGAAAACGAUCGAAAGACAAAAUGAUUUAAAAAUCUUGUGUGAAAAACACGCCCAUCUCGACGAACCGUUCAAGUCAAUUGUCAUCGAACAAAAGCGCGCGAUUUGCGCAAAGUGGGGUUGGGAGAUGCCAUCGGUUUAGUUGUUUUUUU
Molecule: messenger RNA, 1608 nt
Organism: Helianthus annuus (common sunflower)
Lineage: Eukaryota; Viridiplantae; Streptophyta; Magnoliopsida; Asterales; Asteraceae
Exons: 2
Coding region: 252-1598 (448 amino acids)
Source: RefSeq, a predicted model, not a curated record